AUGUUAGUCGCCGAUUCAGGCAAUCUGUACAUUGAAACCGGCCACCCGGCAUACCCACAUGUUGUUGACUUUCUUAUCUCAUGUUGUGAGCCAGUCAGCCGCACCCACCACAUUGAGCAGUAUCGUAUCGACAGCUCCUCUAUUUCUGCAGCGAACGCAGAGGGGACCUAUACCUGUGAUAUGAUUCGCAACGUUCUGCGUUAUUACCGUACAGACAGCACAGGCGAGUUCCCGCUUGACCUUCAGAAGCUGUCGGACAUCGAGGCAUGGGUUCUCUCAUCUGCCUUUUCAGGAAGCAGUGAGCUUGACGGUGAGAUGGAAAACGGCGACUCAGGCGAGGCAGCAGGGGAGGAUCUGAGGGUCUCCUACUGGAGGAAAUUCCCGUCGUGUCUGGGCACCGCAGGCGAACGGAAACCGGCAGAGGCUGAGCAGUCUUCCACACGGGAUUGCGUGAUUGAGAAUAAUUGCGUGAAUAUGGCAAGGAUCUCCUCUUCAGCAGCCACUUCAGCUAAAGAGUACUACCCUCGUGUUCUUUCGUUGAAAGUAGGUGGCCCUAAGAGUGAAAAGGGUACUCCUGCUGAGGGCUCUAAUGAGCGGAAGCUGCCAAAUAUAUUUUAUACGACUACACCUUUAGUAGCUCUUGCAUUAAAGCAGCCAGAGGAGUGGACACCGCGACCGCUACCCGCCCUGAUUGAGGAUCUACUUGCUGAGGAGGAAAAUUCUUCAAAAAUGCAGAUUGUACUGCAGCCGAGACUCAGACGCUUUAGGAAUGCGCCAACUCCAGCUAUUUUAGCCGACGGUGCGCAUACUAUCCCCGCGGACGCAGGAAAAGAGGAGGAGAAGCUCUUUUACUUCAUUGUAUCGACAAAUCGGCAGCACCUGGAGAUGGUUGUUGGGGAGUUGAAAGAGUUCUUGGAGCCCAUCACAUUACACGGUACGACGCGGUGGGUACUCUCCGAUGUGGACCGUAGUGUCGAGGAAACGAAUAUGCCCGAGGCUGGCCGGCCGGCUGCGCUCCGUCGACUCCUCACCUCUAUCCCACCCUAUGUGGAUGGCUUUUCAAAGGCAUCGGGAAAAAAUUCAAGGCGUAACGGCUCUCACCCCCGUUCCACCCGUCUUGUCUAUAAGAGUCAAGUGAAACACGGGAAGCUACGGGAACUAAAGGAGCGCUUGUUUGUACGUUUUGGAGUGCGUGCGGAUUGCUUUUACGACUACUUGCAGGACACAACGCUGCACGUGGAGGACCUAACCUUUACAAAUCAGGUGCGGCUGCGCAUGUAUCAAGUGGCGAGCCUGGAGCGUUUCCGCCGUGGUAACAAGGCGCACCAGGGCGUUGUGGUGUUGCCCUGUGGCGCAGGCAAAACUUUAACAGGGAUCGGUGCCGCGGUCACCAUGAAGAAGCGUACGAUCGUGUUGUGCAUCAACAACAUGUCCGUCUUUCAAUGGCAGCGUGAGUUCCUGCGUUGGACGAAUCUCCGCGAGCAGGACGUCACGAUAUGCACCGCAAAGCUGAAGCAAAAGCCUGGGGUGGUCUUCAUCACGACCUACAGCAUGCUGAUCGCCAAGCGCGGGAACGCAACUGGAUUGACGGCGAAAGAGUCGGAGAUGAUCAUUGGUAUGGUGGAGAACAACACCUGGGGGUUGCUGCUGUUAGAUGAGGUUCACACCGCCCUCGCGCGUCACUUUCAAGAGGUACUUAACAAGAUUCGGUACAAGUGUGUGUUAGGGCUAAGUGCCACCCUCCUGCGCGAGGACGACCGGAUCGCGAACCUGCGCCACCUUGUCGGGCCCAAGCUGUACGAAGCAAACUGGCUUGAGCUAACACGGGCUGGGUUCCUGGCGAAGAUGGAGUGUGCGGAGGUGCAGUGUCCAAUGCCGGCGUCCUUUUUCACAGAGUAUGUUUUCGCCACCACGGUGGCCUCGAAUAGGCUGAAAGGGCUCGAUCCUAAGGAAAUGGACAGCGACCUGGACGAAGAUAAUGAACUGGAGGGGGGUGGCCGGGGUCUCCGAAAGCGACGCCGUCAUCACGCAAACGGCAACACCUUGCAAGCCCUCGUGCGCAGUGUGGCCAUCAGCAACCCCUACAAGCUCUGGUGUACGCAAGCGUUGCUGGAGUUCCACCGAAACCGCUCGCCACCGGACAAGAUUAUCAUCUUCUGCGACUACCUCGCCGACGUCCGGUACUACGCGCACCACCUCCACCUCCCCUUCAUGGACCGCGAGACGAGCGAGUCGGAGCGGGAGAACCUGCUUCAGUACUUCCAGCACUCCGAUCAGGUGAAUGCGAUCAUCCUGACGCGCGUCGGCGACGUCGCGCUCGACCUACCUUGUGCGUCGGUGAUCAUUCAAAUCUCCGGCCUCGGCGCGUCUCGCCGACAGGAAGCGCAGCGUUUGGGGCGCAUUCUACGGCCUAAACCCCCUUCGUUAGAUAACACUUGCGCGUACUUCUACACCCUCGUCUCGCAGGACACGCAUGAGGUGCGGGUGAGCUAUGAACGGCAAAGCUGGCUUCGCGAUCAGGGCUUUGCCUACCGCGUUCUGCGUUGUGAGGCGGUUCUGCAGGAGUUUGAUCGCGUGGGCGGGCGGCGGUGUUGCAUCGGGGCGCCGCAAUGGUGGUAUGAGGUUCCAACUCCCGUGGACUCGCGGGCGGAUUCGGCGGCGGGCGAGCCCGUCGCGCACGCGGGGCAUUGGUGGGUGCCCUUCUCCCCAGAGGCCUCACGGCGGAUUCAGUACGCCUUUGAUCGUGGCCGGGAUGGGUGCGCCCUGGAAGGGGAAAAGGUGCUCGGGAAGGAGACGGUGCGACCCCCUGCCGAGCAGCUCGGCGGCCACGUCGUGCGGUUUUCGGAGAACUGGCAGGUUCAGUUCAGCAGCGUCGAUGCGCCGAUUUCGUUCGGGACGGUCACCAUUGGGGAGGGGUGUGAUGAAAUUCCGGAAGCCGUGCGCCGGAUCACCUUCGGGCAGCUUCGGCAGCCCCACACCUGCCUGGGUGGGCCCUGUGAGGCCUUUGCGCUUGCACAGCUUAGUGAUGGCGCACGCUCUCCAACACGGGAAGACAGGGAGAGCUACGCGGAUGAAUCGGGGGCUGUGGAGAGGGAGGAUAAAGGGAUGCUGUGA
Messenger RNA from Phytomonas sp. EM1, 3114 nucleotides. NCBI's taxonomy places the organism in Eukaryota, Euglenozoa, Kinetoplastea, Trypanosomatida, Trypanosomatidae. The record is from the annotation of a GenBank genome assembly.